UAGAGGUUCGGUUCUUUCCGGGCCGCAGUGAUAGCAGCGGGACGUUCUGAUGUGGUGUUCCACGAGCGUUACAGUCGUGCACCAUCAGAGACGGCAAACAAACGCGUUCGUGGAUUUCCGCGGUCAGUGCCAUGUGACCUCUUACACUGGUGACAACCUCGCACAGUGACACCGAGACGGCCGUGACACCCGGGCGACGUCAUGUCGCGUGCCAGGCACCUGCUGCAGAUGACCUGCCGGUCGAGGUCACUGACCCCGACCGGCGGCACCUCGGCGUCGCCCUGUUGCCGGGCGGCCGGUUGCGCGGUUCGGCGCAGCUCUCUUCACGUGCCGCCUCUGACCCCGGUGACCCCGUUGUCGGCGGGAAGCGCGACACCCGUCCUCGGGGUCACUGACCCCGGCCGGCGGGAGCGCCGGGGGUCGACGGUGUCACCGGCGGCGCUUCUGUUCCGCUCCGGACUGGGGGCCGACCCGCCCCGGCGACGACCGGUGCUCGCGCAGCCUCGACUGCUGGUCACCCCUGGCUCGCCACCGGAGGAGCUGCCGCCAGCGCUGCCGCAGGGGGACGCCCUCGGCGUCACCUACGCCGUCCCACCGCCGCCGCCGCCGCCGCCGCCCAGCGCCGACGCGGCCCGGCCGACCGGCGAGCUCCUGCCGCCGUCUCCGGGCCUCAAGUUCGACACGCCAGAGAGAGGGGAGGUUGAGGAGAAUGGCUUGGACGGACACCCCGAGGCUCCUGUGCUCGGGCGCGGUUCGUUUGGCACCGUUGUGCUCGGCAAGCGCAAAGACCGGGCAGUGGCGGUGAAGGUGCUCCGCGGUAGGCAGCCUUCUGCCGGCGAGCUGCUGGCGCGCCGGCUGCGCCACCCGCACGUGCUGGCCGUGCUCGGCGUGUACGGCCUGAACGCCGCCUUCUCCACCGUCGAGAUGGAGUACUGCGGCGACCUCACGCUCCAGAUGCUGCUGGACGACCGAGACGCGCCUCUGCCGGCCGCCGCCGUCGGCAGCCAGCUGGUCUCAGCGCUGGCCUACUGCCACGCUGAGGGCGUCAUCCACCUGGACGUCAAGCCGGCCAACGUCAUCGUGGCCGACUCUGGCGACAUCAAGCUGGGAGACUUCGGCAGCGCGCGCUGCGUUGGCGACCCCGACGCCAGGGGGAGCGGGGUGCGCGGCACGGUGCCGUACAUGGCGCCCGAGCUGUUCCGCGGCGAGUGCGCCACUUGCCGCGCCGACAUCUACUCAUUCGGCGUCUGCACGUGGCAGCUGCUCACCGGCUACAGGCCGUUCGCUAGCCUCGAGGCAGACGUCGUCAUUUACGUGGUGGUCGCUCGGUGGCGGCGGCCUGAACCCGAAGUGCCCGCCAAUGCCGGAAGAUGGCGAGAGGUGGUAGAGCGCUGCUGGGCGCAGCACGCGGAGAACAGGCCGGACGCGGCGGAGCUGGAGCGCUGGAUGCUUCAACUGGACAAUACGGGUCAUUGGCCGUCGGCGUUCUGCUAACGCAAUCCUGCAUACUGCGCCGACUCGGACGGACUGUGACGCGUCUGCGCUAUAUUCCACGUUGAUUUGUUGCAAUUUUACCGUUUUCGUUGAUUGUUCGUUUAUACAAUUGUGUUGUCGUCUGUCGCACACCUUUACAAUUUCGUUGUUACCCUUUGUCGUUCAUCGUCACAAGCAUACAAAAUAUA
Molecule: messenger RNA, 1682 nt
Organism: Pollicipes pollicipes
Lineage: Eukaryota; Metazoa; Arthropoda; Thecostraca; Pollicipedomorpha; Pollicipedidae
Product: proline-rich receptor-like protein kinase PERK2
Exons: 5
Coding region: 202-1494 (430 amino acids)
Biological process (GO): protein phosphorylation
Molecular function (GO): ATP binding; protein serine/threonine kinase activity
Source: RefSeq, a predicted model, not a curated record